UCAUGUUGAUAGUAGAUAUGUGUAUAUUUCCACGUUCCACGUUGUAGAUUUGACGAUGCGUUCCUGUCCUUCCACACUUCCACGUCGUCGCAAGUAAGAAUACAUGCUAGCCGGUUAUGCUACUCCGGAACGGUGUAGAUCAGUGUCGGUUUCGAAGUGCGCGUAUGGAAAGUGGGUUUUAAUCGAUAUUUGUAACAGAAAGUUAGCUUUAAAACGGCCCGUCGAGAUGAAGAAAUUUACUAUUGUCUUGUUACUUUUCGUUUCAACGAUUACUUUAAGCGUGAACAAAGUUCAUGCCGAAGAAGACGAGAGUAUAGACGAUAUAGUAGAUAUAGAAGGAGAAGAUAAUUCUGUGAUAACAGAUGAAGAACCAGAAGAUGAAACAACCACUGCCUCAUCCGAUGCUGACACAGUCAUACUAUUUACUAAACCUGCUUACAAUGGAUUAACGGCACUGGAAUUAUCAGCUGGAAAUUUAGUCGAAUUUCUUGUUGGUUUUACCAAUAAAGGGGAAUCCGAUUUCGUGCUUGAAUCCUUGGAUGCGUCUUUUCGCUAUGCAAUGGAUUUCAAUUUUUAUAUUCAAAAUUUUUCGACAAUUACGUACAACAAAAUCGUUAAACCAAAACAGGAAGCAACAUUAGCAUAUUCUUUCAUCCCAUCUGAAAAUCUUGCUGGGAGGCCAUUCGGAUUGAACAUCAAUCUGAAUUACAGAGAUACUAAUGGUGUUAGUUUCGGUCAAGCUGUUUAUAACGAGACAGUACAAAUAAUAGAAUUGGAUGAUGGCCUUGACGGAGAGACAAUUUUCCUAUAUGUAUUUUUGGUGGCAUGCGUGAUAUUAACGCUCGUUGGAGGGCAACAACUUCUCUCGUCCCUUGGUCGAAAAUCACGAUCUUCCAGCAUUCGUAAAGCACCUGUGGAGAUGGGUACAUCGAAUCCUAACAACGUCGAUUACGAUUGGUUGCCGAAGGAAACAUUGAACAGAAUUAAUAAAUCUCCAAGAACUCCCAGGCAGAGUCCUAGGCAGAGAAAGACUAAGAAAACAGCUGAUGACUAAGUUAAUCGAUGUGUGAAUGCGAAUGUGUAAAUAGUGAGGUAUUUCUAAUGAUCCUUUAGCAACAAAUUUUUACAUUUUGCAUCAGAGGUGUACCUAAUGCAAGAGAUCUCCCACUGUCAUGAUUGCAUAUUCAAAACAAACUGUAAUUUGGGUACAAUGUUAUGUAUGAAAUGUUUCCUUGAGAAAAGAAGGAAUAACAUGAUCUUGUAUAAAAAUUUGUCAUAUAGGUAUUUAAAAGAUUUCACACGUUGUAACUAUAAACCACAUAAUUCUAUAUGUAUGUAUGUAUGUAUUCCGGUGUAAUUGUCAUUUUUGUUAUUAAUCAACGUUUCCGAAAGAAUGUUACAACAAUAAAACAUAAUUUUUUAUAAACCA
Ceratina calcarata is the source of this 1429-nucleotide messenger RNA. Its product is annotated as signal sequence receptor subunit 1 l(1)G0320. The transcript has 5 exons. Gene Ontology annotation, cellular component: endoplasmic reticulum; endoplasmic reticulum membrane. The coding region runs from base 104 to 1054 and encodes 316 amino acids. The record is from RefSeq and is a predicted model, not a curated record. Lineage: Eukaryota; Metazoa; Arthropoda; Insecta; Hymenoptera; Apidae.